This is a messenger RNA of Leptomonas pyrrhocoris, 5461 nucleotides long. RefSeq lists its product as hypothetical. The record is from RefSeq and is a predicted model, not a curated record. The transcript has a single exon. Lineage: Eukaryota; Euglenozoa; Kinetoplastea; Trypanosomatida; Trypanosomatidae. The coding region runs from base 572 to 5461 and encodes 1629 amino acids.
GACAUUACCAAUACACCUGAAUGUGCGUGCUUUACAGUUAAUCUUGCAUUUACCAAAAGAAAAAAAGUGUUGAAAAGCACGAAAGCAGUCUUCUUCGUUUUUAAAAAACUCUGUGUAUUGUUGCCCUCUGGUUUAGCAAACAUUCUUCCUCAUUGCGGAACGCGUCUUUUUUCCUCCAAGUUCGAUUGUAUUGUUUAUUUUGUUGUGGCUGAGGCUGAACGUAGAGGACGCCAAGUGAGACGGCGACAUUUGGUUUCAGCUACAGCUGACGCUGUUUGUACUCUCUCUCUCCACUGUUUUUUGUUGACUUCUCUAGCUUCAUCUCCCGCCACGCAUAAAGGCUGGCGUGCGGUGAGGAAAGGCGAACUGUUUUGCAAUUCAAUACCAAAAAGUAUAUUUCAAAUCUACUCUAAUUUAUCGUCGCUGUCGUUACGGCGUUUCUGUAUCACUCCGUCUUCUGCUGCUGCUGCCGCCGCUGCUGCACGAGGGCUUUCGCACUUUCGUGUGUCUUUAUGGUAAUAGCUACUCUACGAAAACGAGCCUUGAAUUCUCGUAGAGGACGCAGAGAGGAAUGAGGUCGGCACGUCGGAGUAGCGUUCAAACGCCGUCGGUGCGGACGAGCUCCUCGCACCUCAGCACAAUCGAGCCGCGUGGCGUCCCCGAGUUUGAUCGCGACUACGCCCGUCAGCUCAGCACCGCGAAGCGUGGCCGCACCGGUAGCGUCACACCCUCACCGCGUGCAGGGUCACCACACGAAACCACUGUGGACGAGCUCAGCAUUAGCCACUUCCCCGCCUCUGCCGCCAAGGCAGCGGCGGCGGCGAGUCGUAUUAAGGAUUACGUGACCACGCAUGUGACGCCGCCACAGCCGUUUCAACACAGCACCUCUCCGCGCCAGAGUGAGAAUAUGAACAGCGACGCUGCCACUCCGAAGAACAUAAGCCUCCACGACAGAUCAGCAAACUCAAGGAGUACUCUCUUUGCCGAUGAAGACGGUGCAGUGGGGUCCACUUCCCCUCCUAAGCCGGAUAGUCUUAAUUCCACCCGCCGUGGAAUGGAUGUUUUCCCACGUGAUGCUGCGAAGUUGGAUUCUCUGCACGACAGCGGGCUCGUGCUUGCGGUGAAGACUGUGGUACUCUGCGUAGCUGUCUUUUUUGUGCUUCUGUGCGCGGUGUCGUUUGUUGUGUCGUCAGACACAGACUACAUCCCGACGUACUUUAGCGCGGGCGGGAGCGCAGAUAUUUCUGCCCCGCAACGUUCUGCCGCUGCGUCGCCGCGACCGUUCCCCGAUCGCAUGAUCCCGCAACUGAAUCGCCAAAUUGCGCUGCACACACGGCACACGCUGGGGCAGCUGGUUCACGUAUUAGGGGUGGUGAGGGUAGCGCAUCUCGUGGGCCGCGUGCUGCACUGCGUGGGGAGACUUUUCACGAGAGUAUGGAUGAUAGUAAAGGAAGCCAUUCUCUCGCCGAUUGCGAUGAUGCUGCCGAGGGUCGACGUGGGCGCGCACCCAACGCUGCGGAACACUUUCUCCAACUCGACGGAGGGCGGGUCGCAGGGUGGCACCGUCGUCAGCCCCGUCGCCCGCGCACUAACGCAGCUUGCUACGAAGCCGGUUUCUAUUCUGUGGCGCACCUUUUGCUGCAUGGGGCGUUUGCUGACGCGGUCCAUUCACCGUUUCUCCGUUCCGUUAACGGGCCCAAAUAUGUCGGCGGCCGGUCGUCUCCGUCAUUACCACCCCACCGCACCCGUGCAGGCGACCCCCCGGCGAGGCAACACCCGUGUGAUGUCGCGGGCCACCGCGUCGUUCUUGCUGACCAUUUGGCGGCCGCUGCAUCGGGCGUGGACGUUUGUGGUGCCGUUGGCAGGAGAGAACACCACCCCGCCGUCCGACAACAGGUCUGCGUCUCUUCCCAGUGUGACGACUGCGGAGACGCGAAACGCAUCGGGCGCACAAACACCGUUCGCAGAGCAGGCACGACCCCAACAGCCUCGAGCAAACGCACCCACAGAAAAGGAAACAACGCCGACAACGAAGCAGUUGACUCCCCUUACAAAGGUGCGUACCACACACACGCGCCGCCUGUCGGGUGAGUUGUGGCCGACCCUUCUGUCACGGCACGGCGACAAACUCAAGCAACUCGCACACGAUGAUCUGCAGAGCUUGUUCGGAAAUGAUGCUGUCGUCGAGGACGUGGAGCUGCGUUCCGGCAGCCUUGUCGUUGACUUCGCCGUGGUGGCGCUCAGCGCGCCGUCAGAACAGGACAAGAGUGAGACUGAGCUGCAGCGCGCCAUCCAAUCGAAAAGGGACGCGCAGUUCGCGAAGGGCCGCUUUACUCGCCUCCAGGCCUUCUACAAGGAGGAAGCUGCAAAAAUAAGUCAGGAAAGAGGUACCAUGGAGUCUGCCGCUGCUGCUACUGCUGCUGCUGCUGCUGCUGCUGCGAAGUGCGACAACCUUGUGUCUUCGUGUCAACAGGACUGUGACGCGCUUCAUCAGCAGCUGAAAGAGGACGUGCGCACCUGCGAGGCGGUCUCGGCGGCGGCGGUGGAGAAGUGCGAGACGAAUCGGGUCGCAGCGCUGCAUGACGCGGAGGCGGUGCUGCAGGAACAUCUAGCGGCAGAGAAGACGUGCCAGUCACGCGCGUCGGAAUGCGCAACGAAGCUCGCCGACGCAGAGAAGCUGCUGGAAACGUACGAAGCCGAGAAGCGGGACAGUGCGGCAACGCUCACGGCGGCACAACAGGCCCUGGCGGCGGCCACCGUCGGGUACGCGAAUGAGUCCGAGGCGGUGCGGCAGCGGUGCUUGAUGGAGGUGGCGAAGGAGAAGCAAAGCUGUUCCAAGCAGAUUCAAGAGGUGCGAGGUUCCUUAGAAGCCGAUCACGCAAAAGACAUAGAGUUGAAGCGGAGAGAGUGCGAGGCAGAGGCGCUGAAGGUGGGAGAGCAGACGUGUGCGAAGCGUCUCACGGAGAAGCAGGGCAGACUCAACGAGCAGUGCCAGUCUUCGCUGCGGCACGCAGAAGCGCUCUGCACGGAGCACCUCGCACAGAGGGUGGGCGAAGUGAACCGCAGUUGGACGGCGGCGCUGGAGGAACUCCAGCAGACAAUGGACACCUCUGCGACGGUUGCGGCGCAACGCCUUGCCGCGUGCGAGGCAUCCAAUGCCCAGGCAAAGACAAACUGGGAGGCGGAACAAGAAGAUCUGCAUGCCGCCUGCACCGCACAGGUCACGGCAGCACAGGCAACGUGCGGAGAGGCGGAGCGCCAGGCAGCGGCAGAGGGAUGCGCGAGGCGGCUGGCCGCCCUGAAGGAAGAGUUGCAGGCAUCGUGCAGCGCGGCAGUGCAGCGAACCGAGCUAAGCUGCAAAGCACAGCUGCUGAAUGAUGUCGCAGCCUUCAACAGCAGUGCUGCAACGGCACUGGCCAAGCUGCGCGAGACCGUCGACGCAACGAAGCGAGCCGCCGAGGAGCGCGGCGCCGCGUGCAUGACGCUGCGAGAAGUGGAAAGGGCAACGUGUGCGACGCAUCAACAACGUCUGAACGCGUCGUGCACGGCGCAGCUGAUGAGCGCGCAGGAGGCAUGUGAACGCAGCGUGCAGGAACGAGUGGAGGCAGAGCGGGCGACGCAGCGGCAAAUUGCAGACGAAAGCUGGAGUCGCCAGGUGGCGGUGCUCACGACGCAGUGUGACCACGAAACGCACCGCGCCGUGGCGGAGGUGACUGCAAAACUGCAGGCGCAACACACCGCGACACUGCAGGACACCAAAGCCUCUCUGCAACAGCAGGCGGAACAGGAACGAAAGAAGACGAGGGAAGCGUCCGACAAGGAGCGGGAGGCUUUCCGCCAGCGUUACGCCGGGGAACUGCGCAGAUGUGAGGCGCAGACUUCUAGUUGUGUGGCUGAACGCCGUGCUGCUCAGGCUGCGCAGGAGGCGACCGCCGAGGAGUCCCGGAGGCAGCUCUUCGUCUACCUCGCCGACAGCGGCGAAGGCGCGUGCCUUCACUUGACGCACGGUGACAAAGCUGGUUGCGCCGCAGAACGAAAGACAAUUGAGGCGAGACUACACGCCCUCCCAAUCACCGCUACGCCACUGGAGGCGCUCUCCAGCCUGCUUUUCGACAGCAGGUCCGCUUCUUCUUCCUCCCCUUCCUCAGCGCCGGGCCAGCUGACGUGGAGCUUCGCGGACAGCGGUCUGCGGUCUCUGACGCAACCGGAUCGGCAGGUGGGAAAGGCCGCCACACCGUGGCUGCACGUGACUGGUAUGGUGGUCGGCCUUGCCUCGGCCGCCUACGCGCUCUUCCGCCGCCAGCGGGACCGACGCCUCUACAAGGACACCAUUGCGCAACUCAACGCGCUCAUCGACGCCAACGCGGUGACGAUGGCUGUUCGCUCCGCCCGGCCGCCGCUGCCGCGCCGUGGCCGCAUUGGCACUGCUGCAGCCGCCUUUACGGACGACGCACCGGCGAGUUGGGCGGUGGCGGCGACGUGUCUGGAGGCGUGCACCGACGCCAUCGUGUCUUGGCAUUCCACCAGCUGCGCGGUUCUCUUUGAGCAGGAGUCGAAGGCGUUGCUGCAGCAGCACUACGGGGUGCAGCACAGCGCUCUAUCCUCCAUCUCCCCCUUCAAUUCGGCGCUGGGGCCCCAGCCGCCCACCAGCGUCGUCUCGGCUUCGACGCUGCCGCUGUCGGACCUCGACGCCUCUCGCGCGGACACCGCCCACGCCGUGUCGCAGAUGCACGAGGCGUUUGUGCGCAUGUACUACGACGUUCUGGAGAUGUACUACGUGGACCUGCUCAACGCCGUAGCGAACAGGGAGCUGGCGGAGAGUCAGCUGCAACAGACGGAGUCGGUCGCCGCGCGGCAGGCCACCAUCCUCCACAAGCAGUCUGCCGCCGUCGCGCAGUUGAGGCGUGCGCUGGCGGAGAAUGAAAAGGAGCUCGCCCGGCGCGGCACCACUCCGGGGAAUGUUGGCUGCGUUGGUGGGGCAGAAGACAAACUUGCAAAGGAGGAGCGCAAGACGGCAGCCCAACAGGCCAUGAUCGCCCUGCUGGAAGGACAGCUGCAAGUCAGCAGAGAGGAGUUAGACCGGGCACGCGGCGGGGUGCAAACACCAGGGCGGACACCACGCAGCGAGGCCGGGGCAGAGAGCUCCACCGCGAAGCAGGUGCUCUCUCUCCAAGAACUGGCCGAUGCGGAGAACGACGGCACCAACUCCUCGGACUUCUCCAACGCCGGCCACCCGUCGCCACGCCGUCCAACUGGCGCGUCCUCUUCUAAAAGUCAACUCACCCCAUCCGCCAGGCCUGGCCAGCACACUGACCCGCCCGUGAGUCGGCGCAGGACGACAGAGGCGCAGAGAACAACGCCGUCGUCCGCGAUGAAGAAGCCGACAAGCAUGAUACGUGAUCCGGAGACAACUCGCCGCUACCACAAACUGCGGUGGAACGACGAGUCGGGUGGCGAGUAG